AUGAAGAGGAGAGUGAAGAAGGAAGAAGGACACACCGACAAUGGCAAAGUUGUAAAACUAUCCCUAUCUCUUAGAUAUAUGGCAUCAUCAAACCCAGUCACACAAUGGUUUCACAGGUUCGAGGAGCAUACGUCUGCAGUGAAAGCCCUGGCUUGGUGUCCUUUCCAAGGGAAUUUGCUAGCCUCUGGAGGCGGUGGAGCAGAUGGAUGCAUUAAGCUUUGGAAUGCGCACACAGGUGCAUGCUUGAAUUCCAUAGACACUGGGUCUCAAGUUUGUGCUCUGUUGUGGAACAAGAAUGAGAGGGAACUGCUUAGCUCUCCUGGGUUUACUCAAAAUCAACUCGCUCUUUGGAAAUAUCCAUCAAUGGUGAAAAUGGCUGAGCUCACUGGCCAUACCUCUAGAGUCCUUUACAUGGCUCAGGUAAUAAUUCAAGGAUUGAAAGUCCGGAUGGUUUGUACAGCAGCGGGGGAUGAACCACUGAGAUUGUGGAAUGUUUUUGGAGUUCCAGAACUGGCUGCUAAAGUUGCUCCAAAAGCGAACCCUGAACCAUUUUCUCACAACAGCCAAGGUAGAUUUUCAGCCAGGUAA
Molecule: messenger RNA, 588 nt
Organism: Dovyalis caffra
Lineage: Eukaryota; Viridiplantae; Streptophyta; Magnoliopsida; Malpighiales; Salicaceae
Source: the annotation of a GenBank genome assembly